Molecule: messenger RNA, 1965 nt
Organism: Pocillopora verrucosa
Lineage: Eukaryota; Metazoa; Cnidaria; Anthozoa; Scleractinia; Pocilloporidae
Product: cAMP-responsive element-binding protein-like 2
Biological process (GO): regulation of DNA-templated transcription
Cellular component (GO): nucleus
Molecular function (GO): DNA-binding transcription factor activity
Source: RefSeq, a predicted model, not a curated record
UUGUUUUGAUCGGUGCACAGCGAAGUUUUCCACGUACACGUACAUAAAGGCGCCCUCUUCUCGCGAAAGAAAUUUUGUUUUUCUAAUAAUUCCUGAUUGUUGAUAAGCCGUGCAUGGCUGUCGUCUCGUCCUGUCAUAACAAAAGCAAUACAUACGAAGAGACCACAGCCGCAGAAAUCGACGGAUCGACCGUACAGGAGGGAAUGAAGUAUUCGUGGUCUGCUACUCGUCGGACCAAACACGAUAGUAUCUCUUCGGUUGAUAGCAAUUCUUCUUCUGAUUCACCCUUCUUAGACUCCCUAAACGAGAAAUCUUCAAAGAUGAACUCAACUAAAAAGCCAUGUGGUAAAAAGAGAGGCAGAAGACCCUCUAAAAUCGACUUGGAAGCAAAACUGGAGCGAAGUAGGCAAUCUGCCCGAGAGUGUCGCGCUCGAAAGAAGCUGCGAUACAAGAGCUUAGAAGAUAUGAUCGCUGACAAAGAAACUUAUGUGUAUAAACUUCGAGAAGAGCUCGAAAUGUACCGAAGAUGGUGCAAGGCUGUCGAUAAGGGAGCAUAUCCGACCGAACUAAUGGAAUUCUUAAAAGACAACGCCGAGGGCAGCAAUUGAAGUUGGCAGACCGUGAUGGGAUCCUAGUCUGACCGCUAAUUCAACGGAUCCAGGCCAACACUAAAGGAAAUUCCUCAACUCCAUGGAAUUUCAACGGAUGUGGUCGCAAUUCUCUGCCAUUAGAUGCUUUUGAUCCUUUAGGCUGCCUUCGUGAACUCAGGAAUUGUAAUCUUAAUUUCAAGGCUUUAUACGAUCAUUCAAGACCAACUUACAAUUAGUCCAUGUAAAGAGCCCUGACGUGAUGUUUAGCGGGCGCUGUCAAUAAGCUUAAGAUUGGCAUAAAUAUUUGAACUCUUUCUUAGAGUAAUUAUUGUACGUGUCCAGAUUAAUAUCCCCACACACCCACUAAAAGAUCAAAAAUUUUAAAAGGUAGAGAAAGGGGUCCCCAGGUAGGGGGUCGUACCUCUUUGUUGAGUUAAUUAUGAUGUACACAUCUAGAUAGACAUCCUUGCUCACCCACUGAAAGAUUGAAAAUUUUAGAGGUGGAGAGAAGGGUCCCUAGGUAGGAAGUCAAAAGACUACUGUAAUUUCUGGGGAGAGGGGAUUGCUGAAGAAUUCAAUACCUUAUCUGGCAGGGUAAUGCAUAAUUCCUGGGAAAAUACACAAAAAAUUACAUUUAGUGUGGCCACUACAGCUGUUAUUGUUAGAUCUCUUUGGGCCUUGAGUUUAAAUUUCUUUUCCACUAAAUAUGCUUGAUUCCAACCAAACAUUUUAAAGAAUAGGAGACAAAAAAACUGGUUGUCUCUUAGGAGGUUUUGAUGAAUUUUCAACUGAUAUCAGAGCAGUGAAGGUAAAUGUUUCAGCAGUGCUAAAAUGCAUGGUGUUCACAGAUAAUAAAUUAAUACAAAAGAGAUCUAAGACACCAUAAGUUUCAGUAGAAUGACUAGUUUUGAUGGGACUGAUAACGUAGAAUGGGUUUCCCAAUUCCUUUUGCUAAGAUGCGUGGCUUUUUUCCCCUCAUAGUUAGCCCGAAUUGAAUCCAAAGGAACUCUUUCCAAAAUCAGAAGUUCUAAAUUACAUGUCAACAUUUUGUAGGCAGUGACACUAUCAAACACUGUCAAGUUGCCCUUUUUUUUUUUAAUGAUAUUUAGGCAAAGAACGUGUAAGAAGUGUUUAUUGAUUUAUUCCAUGUUUAUGGUAGCACAAAAUUUGUCUACAAAUUUCAUUAAAGUAGUGUAACUAUUCUAAAGUUUUAAAGAUAAUUUUAAGCUGUCUGAAAUUGAUUCUUAUUUCAAGACUUCGAAAAAAACUCAGGAAAUUACAAGUGCAUAAUAUUUGUGGCUGGGAACAUCAGUUGUUGUUUUUUUCUCUACAGCCAUUCGAAACAAUAAUUUAAUGUAUAAAUUUGUAAUUCUUU